Messenger RNA from Talaromyces marneffei, 954 nucleotides. RefSeq lists its product as uncharacterized. The record is from RefSeq and is a predicted model, not a curated record. The transcript has a single exon. NCBI's taxonomy places the organism in Eukaryota, Fungi, Ascomycota, Eurotiomycetes, Eurotiales, Trichocomaceae. Bases 1 to 954 code for a protein of 317 amino acids.
AUGUCCCCAUCAAUUCUCUCUUCGAACGCCAGCCCCAUCAACAUUGGCACCCACUCCCUCGCCCUAUAUGCCCACGGGCCAGAACCAAACAACUCCAAUGAACCCGUCGUCCUAUUCAUCUCGGGCGUAGCAAGCUCCAGUCUCAACUGGGCAGCCGUGGUGCGGCUUCUUCCUCCCUCGCUGCGAAGCUAUACUUAUGACCGUUCCGGCUAUCGUAACUCGGAACUGUCGCCCCUGGAGCCCACGGCCGAGAAUAUUGCUCUAGAGCUUUCGCUCUUGGUCAAGAACGCCCCCAUUGAGAAUCCUCUCAUCAUUGUGGGUCACUCCUGGGCCGGUGUACUCAUAAGUGAGUUCAUCGCCCUGACGGGAAUUGGUCGACAUAUCGCCGGCCUGGUGCUCGUCGACGCCAACCAUGAGAUCGCGCCACUGGUUCUGGACGUAAAUGAUCCAAAUCUCCUAGCCAUUGCCGAAGGUGUUGAUUUUUAUUCUGGCAUUGGCGUUGCGGCAGAGCAUAAAUUGAUGCAGGAAGAGUGGGAUGCUUUCCAAAGCGACGAAUCCACCGAAAAGUACAAACUGAUUGCGCACAAGGAGGAUGAGGAGCAGUACGCACUGAGCUUUGAGACACUGCGAAAGAAGGAGUUGAAUAAACAACAUCCACUGCUUGGGGACAAGCCGGUUUAUGUUAUUGGCAGCUUCCGGAGUAGGGAUUGGACUGGGCUGUACAAAGCGGGAGUUGAGAGAGGGAAUGGCACUGAGGAGCAAAGGGGUCAUGUUAGAGAGUUGAUCAGGACGGCUGAUCAGAAGAGUGAGAGUCUUAUGAAGGAAUGGCUGAAGAUUUCGACAAAGAGCAAGCUUGUAUAUGCCCGCGAGAGUGGACAUUUCAUUCAGUUGACUCAGCCGGACGUUGUUGUCCACGGAGUGAAAUAUGUCCUAGACAAUAUACAAACAUGUUAG